Molecule: messenger RNA, 678 nt
Organism: Cucurbita moschata (crookneck pumpkin)
Lineage: Eukaryota; Viridiplantae; Streptophyta; Magnoliopsida; Cucurbitales; Cucurbitaceae
Product: dof zinc finger protein DOF1.5-like
Exons: 1
Coding region: 60-527 (155 amino acids)
Biological process (GO): regulation of DNA-templated transcription
Molecular function (GO): DNA-binding transcription factor activity; DNA binding
Source: RefSeq, a predicted model, not a curated record
CCCAAUUCCCCCAAACCACCUCUCUCUCUGCCUCUCUCUCUGCCUCUCUCUCUCUCUCAAUGAUGGCGGAGAGAAACAAGUAUGAAGACGACGAGGGUGGAAUCAAGCUAUUUGGGACAACAAUUACGUUGCAAAACAAGAGGCAAAUGAAAGAAGAAGACACCAACAAAUCAGAAUCAGCUGAAAAAAAACCGGACAAGAUGAUUCCUUGCCCAAGAUGCAAAAGCCCCGACACCAAAUUUUGUUAUUUCAAUAACUACAACGUUAAUCAGCCAAGACAUUUCUGUAAGGGCUGCCAGAGAUACUGGACGGCCGGUGGCGCCCUCCGCAACGUCCCCGUCGGAGCCGGCCGCCGGAAAACCAAGCCUCCUUGUCGGACCUUUGAUGGGUUGCCGGAGAAUUGUGUCUUUGAUUCUUCAGGGAUGGUGGCGGUGCAGCCGUUUGAGUUGGAGGAGUGGCACGGUGGUUUCAACCAAAUUUCACCGGUGAAGCGGCGGAGAGAUUGCCAAGAUGGUCAAACUUGUUGAUUCCUAUCCCUUUUUCCCUUUUUUUUUUUUGCUUUUGUGUCAAGAAUUUCAAAUUUGAAAGAAGAAACUUGUUUUUGUACAAAUAUAGACUUUGUUUAUAGUUUUUGGGAGAAAAAAGAUUGGAUUUUUAAUGCUAUGAUCUUGAUCAUCA